Molecule: messenger RNA, 459 nt
Organism: Penicillium pulvis
Lineage: Eukaryota; Fungi; Ascomycota; Eurotiomycetes; Eurotiales; Aspergillaceae
Exons: 1
Coding region: 1-459 (152 amino acids)
Source: RefSeq, a predicted model, not a curated record
AUGCUCGACGAUCUCAUUUUGCCAGAUCCGAAGACAGGUCGCAAGUGGGGAGCGAGACUUCGAGAAAGCUGGGAUGUUUCACAAUCGCUCCUUUCACUGGCAAACGCAUGUAUCUGGACGAUGAGUGGUGCUGAAGAACUAGUGGACUCCAGCCAGUCAGACGCGAGAAUGGGGACCCUCCAGUACUUGCGAUCUGCUUCUUCCAACCAAACUGAUCCGCUGGAGGGAGUCAACCACCGCACAGACCGGCGCAAGGUACCCCCAGACGCCUCCCCCUUUGUCAAGAGACCUCAUACCGUGUCGCACCAUCUAUCCUGGGAGCCAGGGGUGCCAUGUGUUUGGUCCUUCCGACCGGCGGGAUUGGCUGCGGGGGGUCACCCUUGGCGCCUAUGGUUUCUUGCCAGCGGGUCGAGCGCCAAUCAAUUGACGGGAAAUGCCGAUAUGGCACGACGGAAUUGA